UGACUGGAGUUAAAAGGGGACACCUAGAUAGUCUACAAGUUAUUUGUCCUUUUGAUUACAUCUAAAAUUCCCUUGUUGAAGGAUAAAUACUUUUUGAGAUGUCGUUCUUAUUGGCUGCUCUGGAUAAGCUCACCUACUUUCUGUCUCUGAUAGCGUUUUGUGUCAGCGUGUCAUACAGCUGGCUGAAAUGAGAACUCGUUCACUUGGUCUAAUCUGGGUUUGCAAAAUGUAUACCUCUUUUGCGCUUUUGACCGAUUGCAUAUGAGAAGUGCUGGCCAUUUGGUUUGGGAUGUGUAUGCCUUACACCUGCAUGGUUUGGAAGCUGACCACUCUGAGUGUAGAUUAGUGAGAGACUGACCCAUAUAAGAGGAAAAGGAUGGCACAGUGCAGACUGCUGAGAGUGUGCCAUGUUCUAGUGCUGGCACUGUGUGUGUCUGCUACUGAGGAUUUUGACUGGACAAGGAAUGAAAAGGGAUCCUUCUACUAUGGAACCUUCCCCACUGGAUUCUCUUGGGGUGCUGGCAGCUCAGCGUAUCAGACAGAGGGAGCAUGGGACAAAGAUGGCAAAGGGAUGAGCAUCUGGGAUGCAUUCUCCCAUAAAAAAGGCAAAAUCUAUCUGAACGACACCGGCGACUCCUCCUGUGACGGCUACUACACAGUCAAGGAGGACAUCAGGCUAAUGAAGGACAUGAAACUGAACCACUACCGCUUCUCUAUUUCCUGGCCAAGGAUAAUGCCCAAAGGAAUAAAGUCUGACCAAAUCAAUGAGAAGGGAAUACAGUACUAUGACAACCUGAUCAGUAUGCUGCUGGAGAAUCAGAUUACCCCUAUUGUAACCCUCUAUCACUGGGAUCUGCCCCAGGUUCUAGAGGAGAAAUAUGGUGGGUGGCAGAACAGCAGCAUGAUCAAUUUCUUUAAUGAUUAUGCCAACCUGUGCUUUGAGAGAUUUGGCAGUCGUGUAAAAUAUUGGAUCACGUUCAACAACCCAUGGUCAAUUGCAGUUGAGGGCUAUGAGACUGGUGAACAUGCUCCUGGACUGAAACUGAAAGGCACUGGCGCCUAUAAGGCUGCCCACAACAUCAUUAAGGCACAUGCAAAAGUUUGGCACACUUACGACACCCAGUGGCGAAGCAAGCAAAAAGGUAUGGUGGGCAUCUCCCUAUCUGGUGACUGGGGAGAGCCAGUGGACAUCACAAACCAGAGGGACAUUGAAGCAGCAGAUCGAUACAUGCAGUUCUACUUGGGCUGGUUUGCAACACCACUCUUCAAUGGAGACUAUCCUCAAGUGAUGAAAGACUAUGUAGGCAGGAAGAGCGCUCAGCAGGGCCUUGGCAGCUCCCGCCUGCCCACUUUCAACCCACAGGAGAAGAGCUACAUCAGAGGCACCUGUGACUUCCUGGGCAUCGGCCACUUCACCACUCGCUACAUCACACAAAAGAACUACCCAUCUAUCCGCGGGAACAGUUACUUCACUGACCGGGAUUUGGCUGAGCUAGUGGAUCCACAAUGGCCUGAUCCUGGAUCUGAAUGGCUCUACUCAGUGCCUUGGGGCUUCCGUCGCCUGCUCAACUUUGUGAAGAGUCAGUACGGAAACCCUAUGAUUUAUGUGACAGAAAACGGCGUCUCAGAGAAGAUGGUGUGCACAGAUCUCUGUGAUGAAUGGAGAAUGCAGUAUUUUAAGGAUUAUAUCAAUGAAAUGCUUAAAGCGGUUAAUGAUGGCGUAAAUGUGAAAGGAUACACUGCGUGGUCUCUGCUUGACAAGUUUGAAUGGGACGAGGGCUACUCUGAAAGAUUUGGUCUGUAUUAUGUGGACUUCAGGAGCAAAAAUAAACCACGCUACCCAAAAGCCUCUGUUCAGUACUACAAACGCAUCAUCAGCUCCAACGGCUUUCCCAAUCAGAGAGAGAUUGAGAGCUGGAAAAGGAAGGCAACAGAAACAUGCACCUCCAGUAAUCAGCUGCUAGCAGCAGAUCCACUGACCAGCCACAUGGAGAUGGUGACAGAGAUUGUAGUUCCCACUGUGUGCACCCUCUGUAUUCUCAUCUGUGCUAUUUUCCUCAUGUUCCUGCUAAAAGGUCGCUUCUAAGCCACGUCUCCUCUUCACAACUGUUUCUAUAUCUCUUUCCUGUCUCUUCAGUACCUUCCUCCCUUAUAUGUGGUCUCUGAAGCUGAGUCCUUAAGCUAAGUCUUAAGUUAUGCGUGAUUCUGGUACUGAGACUGCUGUACGCCCAUCAAGCAAUAAUGUCUUUAUAUGAUAUUACUGAUGGCAAAGUAACGACAGGAGGCUACAUGUGUACAUGUUAAUGCAUUGCUGGAAAAUGUCCUGUUGGAAAACAACCACAAUACACUCCAGUUUCUCAGUGGAUAGUUAGAGGUUUGGUGAUAUGAGGUGAAAAUGGGUGGAUGAACUAAACUGCAUACAUUAACAGCAAGUCUGUUUUUUGUUGUAAAGCACCUGAAGCACAGUGGGGAAAAGCAAUUCUGUGACAUAACACUGAUAGUGGAUAUAAGUGGAUGUAAUGCAUGGUAAAACAUAAUACUGGUAAUAAGAAAAUAUAUAUCAUCAAUAAAGGUCUUAACCCUGUGAUUCACUUUCUAUGCAUAUGUAUUGCAUGACUGGACACAAGUGCACCCACUCAACGUAUCCUUCAAUCAGUUGGGUCAGUUAUGACAGGUAGGCUACAUUUCUCGGAGUAGUCUACACUGAGAAGUCCUGAAAAUGGAAAAUCCAAAUAUACCACGAUGUUUACGUUACGUUUGCUUUAAUAAA
Molecule: messenger RNA, 2770 nt
Organism: Pygocentrus nattereri (red-bellied piranha)
Lineage: Eukaryota; Metazoa; Chordata; Actinopteri; Characiformes; Serrasalmidae
Gene: lctla
Product: lactase-like a
Exons: 14
Coding region: 377-2086 (569 amino acids)
Biological process (GO): carbohydrate metabolic process
Molecular function (GO): beta-glucosidase activity
Source: RefSeq, a predicted model, not a curated record